ACGUCCACAUGGAGAUAUGGAAGAGGACAGGGGAUCGGCACUGUAACCAUGGUCAGCUGGGGUCACCUCCUCUGCCUGGUUGUGGUCACCAUGGCAACCUUGUCCCUGGCCCGGCCCUCCUUCAAUUUAGUUGACGAUACCACGGUUGAGCCGGAAGAGCCACCAACCAAAUACCAAAUCUCCCAACCAGAAGUUUACGUGGCUGCGCCCCGGGAGUCGCUAGAGUUGCGCUGCCUGUUGCGAGAUGCCGCCAUGAUCAGUUGGACUAAGGAUGGGGUACAUUUGGGGCCCAACAAUAGGACAGUGCUUAUUGGGGAGUAUUUGCAGAUAAAAGGUGCCACGCCUAGAGACUCCGGCCUCUAUGCUUGUACUGCUGCUAGGAACGUAGACAGUGAGACUGUCUACUUCAUGGUCAAUGUUACAGAUGCCAUCUCAUCCGGAGAUGAUGAGGACGACGCAGAUGGCUCGGAGGAUUUUGUCAGUGAGAACAGUAACAGCAAGAGAGCACCGUACUGGACCAACACAGAAAAGAUGGAAAAACGGCUGCACGCGGUCCCAGCAGCCAACACUGUCAAGUUCCGCUGCCCAGCUGGGGGGAAUCCAACACCAACCAUGAGGUGGCUGAAAAACGGGAAGGAAUUUAAGCAGGAACAUCGCAUUGGAGGCUAUAAGGUACGAAACCAGCAUUGGAGCCUUAUUAUGGAAAGUGUGGUCCCGUCUGACAAAGGAAAUUAUACCUGCGUGGUGGAGAACGAUUACGGGUCCAUCAAUCAUACGUACCACCUCGACGUUGUUGAGCGAUCACCACACCGGCCCAUCCUCCAAGCUGGGCUGCCAGCGAACGCCUCCACUGUGGUUGGAGGCGAUGUGGAGUUUGUCUGCAAAGUGUACAGCGAUGCCCAGCCCCAUAUCCAGUGGAUCAAACAUGUGGAAAAGAACGGCAGUAAAUAUGGGCCCGACGGGCUGCCCUAUCUCAAGGUUCUGAAGGCCGCCGGUGUUAAUACCACGGACAAAGAAAUUGAGGUUCUCUAUAUUCGGAAUGUAACUUUUGAGGAUGCUGGGGAAUAUACGUGCUUGGCGGGUAAUUCUAUUGGGAUAUCCUUUCACUCUGCAUGGUUGACAGUUCUGCCAGCUCCUGUAAGAGAAAAGGAGAUCCCAGCUUCCCCAGACUACCUGGAAAUAGCCAUUUACUGCAUAGGGGUGUUCUUCAUCGCCUGCAUGGUGGUGACGGUCAUCUUGUGCCGGAUGAGGAACACGACCAAGAAGCCGGACUUCAGCAGCCAGCCGGCUGUGCACAAGCUGACCAAGCGCAUCCCCCUGCGGAGACAGGUUUCUGCUGAGUCCAGCUCCUCUAUGAACUCCAAUACCCCGUUGGUGAGGAUUACAACUCGCCUCUCUUCAACUGCAGACACCCCCAUGCUGGCAGGGGUCUCCGAGUAUGAGCUGCCAGAAGAUCCCAAAUGGGAGUUUCCAAGAGAUAAGCUGACGCUGGGCAAACCCCUGGGAGAAGGUUGCUUUGGGCAAGUGGUCAUGGCUGAAGCAGUGGGAAUUGACAAGGAGAAGCCCAAGGAAGCAGUCACUGUGGCCGUGAAGAUGUUGAAAGAUGAUGCCACUGAGAAAGACCUUUCUGAUCUGGUGUCCGAGAUGGAGAUGAUGAAGAUGAUUGGGAAACAUAAAAAUAUCAUAAAUCUCCUUGGAGCCUGUACUCAGGAUGGGCCGCUCUAUGUCAUCGUCGAGUACGCCUCAAAAGGCAAUCUUCGGGAAUACCUCCGCGCCCGGAGGCCACCUGGGAUGGAGUAUUCCUAUGACAUCAACCGUGUUCCCGAGGAGCAGAUGGCCUUCAAGGACUUGGUGUCGUGCACCUACCAGCUGGCCCGGGGCAUGGAGUACUUGGCUUCCCAGAAAUGCAUUCAUCGAGAUUUAGCUGCCAGAAAUGUUUUGGUAACAGAAAACAACGUGAUGAAAAUAGCUGACUUUGGACUGGCCAGAGAUAUCAACAAUAUAGACUAUUACAAAAAGACCACAAAUGGCCGACUUCCGGUCAAGUGGAUGGCUCCCGAAGCCCUUUUCGACAGAGUGUACACCCAUCAGAGUGAUGUCUGGUCCUUCGGGGUGUUAAUGUGGGAGAUCUUCACGUUAGGGGGCUCGCCCUACCCAGGGAUUCCCGUGGAGGAACUUUUUAAGCUGCUUAAGGAAGGACAUAGGAUGGACAAGCCAGCAAACUGCACCAACGAACUGUAUAUGAUGAUGAGAGACUGCUGGCAUGCAGUACCCUCACAGAGACCCACCUUCAAGCAGUUGGUAGAAGACUUGGAUCGAAUUCUCACUCUCACAACCAACGAGGAAUACUUGGACCUCAGUCAGCUUCUUGAACAGUAUUCACCUAGUUACCCUGACACCAGGAGUUCUUGCUCUUCGGGAGAUGAUUCUGUUUUCUCUCCGGACCCCAUGCCUUACGAACCCUGCCUUCCUCAGUAUCCACAUAGAAACGGCAGUGUUAAAACAUGA
Budorcas taxicolor (takin) is the source of this 2508-nucleotide messenger RNA. It is a transcript of the gene FGFR2, whose product is annotated as fibroblast growth factor receptor 2. Gene Ontology annotation, cellular component: signaling receptor complex; membrane. The coding region runs from base 49 to 2508 and encodes 819 amino acids. NCBI's taxonomy places the organism in Eukaryota, Metazoa, Chordata, Mammalia, Artiodactyla, Bovidae. Gene Ontology annotation, molecular function: ATP binding; fibroblast growth factor binding; fibroblast growth factor receptor activity. The record is from RefSeq and is a predicted model, not a curated record. The transcript is spliced from 17 exons. Gene Ontology annotation, biological process: fibroblast growth factor receptor signaling pathway; protein phosphorylation; positive regulation of cell population proliferation.